Molecule: messenger RNA, 2376 nt
Organism: Lodderomyces theae
Lineage: Eukaryota; Fungi; Ascomycota; Pichiomycetes; Serinales; Debaryomycetaceae
Gene: NOP14
Product: snoRNA-binding rRNA-processing protein
Exons: 1
Coding region: 1-2376 (791 amino acids)
Biological process (GO): maturation of SSU-rRNA
Cellular component (GO): Noc4p-Nop14p complex; small-subunit processome; nucleolus
Source: RefSeq, a predicted model, not a curated record
AUGGCAGGGUCACAAUUAAAGCAGCUUAAAUCUGCAUUGAAAGAAAAGGGUCUCAUUGGACAAACAAACACAAACAAAAAGAAAGCAGCCAAGUCAAGAACAUCAAGGAGAAACGAAGUUGAUCGGGAUUUACGACAACAAAACUUGAAUGUAGUUCGUGAUCAAUUCAACAAGUUUGACCAAAGGAUAAACAGAACCAAGCAUGAUAUUACAAUAGCUUCAAAAGACGGAUUUGUCAAAGUUGGAUCAAAGCAACAUAAUGCAGUCACCGCCAAGAAUGGGGCCAUGCAGAAACAGAUGAAGAUGCAGUAUGAUUUGGAGAAAGAGAAACGUGGGAAAACUGGUGGGAUCUUGGAUAAGCGGUUUGGUGAGAAUGAUGCUCAUUUGACCCAGGAGGAGAAGAUGUUGGCGAGAUUCACUAAAGAAAGACAAGCUGCAGCAAGUGGGAGCAGGAAGAAGGGUUUGUACUCAUUGCAAAGUGAUGAUGAGGAUGAAGAUGACUUUGAGGAUGGCGGUUUCCAAUUAACCCACUCUGGCCAAGCAUUGUCUUUAGAUGAUGAGGAGACGAUAAAAUAUGUCGACGAAGUACAAGGGGAAGAAGACGAAGAAGCUCCACCUCGCAAGAAAUCCAAGAAUGAAGUCAUGAAGGAAAUCAUUGCCAAAUCAAAAUACUACAAACAACAACGUCAACAAACAUUUGCCAAAGCUCAGGAUCAGAUUGAUGCAUUGGAUGAUGACUUUGGUGAUAUAAUGCAAGAUUUGAGGUCAACUCAAGUUGCUAAACCACAGUUUCUGCAAAAGGCACCUGAAGAUAUUGAAUAUGAUAACAAGGUACGCGAGUUGACUUAUGAUAGACGUGCUGCUCCUGCAGACAGAACCAAAACUGAUGAGGAGUUGAGGCGCGAGCAUGAGGAAAAGAUGAAGAAGUUGGAGCAGGAUAGAUUGAAGAGAAUGGAAGGGUUUAAUGAUCGUGAAGUAGAGGCAGACGAUUUGGAUGGGGAGGAGUUUUGGGGAGGAGAUAGUGACGAUGAAGGGAAUGGCUUUAGUAUAAGGAGCGAUGGUGAGGAACCCAUUGUGGAAGAGAGCAAUGAAGAAGGAGAGAACAUAGCAAAAUCGAGGACAUCAAACAACCUGCCAGCAGUUUUAAUGCCUACAUCAUUGGAGGACUUUAUCAACCAAAUAAACUCAGUUGAGAUUGACCAACAAGCCAGUCACAUAAGGAAAAUCUGCGACGCUUACAAACCCAAUUUGGCAAUGGGAAACAAGGAAAAAAUGAACCAAUUUGUAAGCAUUCUAUUUGAGUAUGUUUUACAUUUGGCCGAUACAUUCCAACCAUUUGAACCAGUUGUCAAGAUUUUGAAAAAUUUGGCAAAUACAUAUAAUCAGGAGUUGGUGGAACGCAUGAGAGGUUAUCUUUCCGAUAUUGAAACUAGAAGCGGUGGAGAAACCAAGCUAAAACCUAGUGAUUUAAUGUAUUUUGUCAUUGUUGCUUUGCUUUUCUCCACCUCGGACCAUUAUCAUUUGAUUGUGACUCCCAGUGUGAUUCUUAUGAACCAAAUCUUGAGUAAUAUCAUUUAUCAUCCGCGUGAUGUGGGACAAUUGGCUCAAGGUGUGUUGCUUGUUGAUGUAUUGUUGCAAUACCAGCGGUUUUCCAAAAGGUAUGAUCCUGAAGUGGUUAAUUUUAUUGAACACCUGAUGAAGAUGUUGGUUCCGGGAGAACUCGACAGUGAGAACCUUUUGUCCAUGGCUGAUCCAUCUGUCAGGUACAAUGUUCUGAAAUCAACCAAAUUCACUCAAGAUCAUGUGUUGUCGAUAAAGGAAAUCUUUGAUGGCAACUUACUGGAGGCUAAACUUAUCAUCAAACUCAUCCAUCUCAUGGACAAGAGCGUCCAACUUUGGCGUGACAAACCAUCACUCAUUGAACUACUCAGCUCAUACAUUGCCAUACUCAAACACAUGAUCAAAUACACCUCAGUCGACCCCAUACCACAACUCCUCACCAAAUUCACCAAUUUACAAACCCAAUCAAUCAAAUCACGCAAACCUCUCACAUUACAACACCACAAAUCCAUUGCCAUUGCCACUCAUGCACCCAAAUUCGAAGAGAAUUUCAACCCCGAUAAGAAAUCCUAUGAUGAGAAUAAGGAUCGUCAAGAGUUGAGUAAAGUGAGACAACAAUUGAAGAAGGAAAAGAAAGCAGCAUUGAAGGAUAUCAGAUACGAGAAUAGAUUUGUUGCUCGUGAACAAAUUGGCGAAAAGAAGAAAAUGUAUGAUGAGUAUCACAGAAAGAUGGCUAAUAUUGUCAACACUAUCCAAGCUGAUGAAGGUGCUGAAAAGAAUCAAUAUGAGAGGGAGAGAAAGAGACAAAGAAAGUGA